AUGACCUGUCCCUUGAUGAGGCCGGCGUCCUGGAAUCCUCCCAUGGUUACCUGCCAUGCUGAGGGCAUGGUUGUGAAAACGGAGUGGACCGUGCCACGCUCUCGAAUUCAAGUCAACUUGAAUGGUGACUGGGAACCAAUAAUGAAAGCUUCGCAGAGAUGUCUGUUCAGUAUAGUUGAACAUCCUGAGGGUGUGGUCAUCUCAGUGAAUUAUGCUCCUUGCCUGAAGGAAAGGGAUGGAUUGUACUCCUUUGAGCUGGCUGGAGAUGGAGAAAUGAAGAUUACCUGCCCGGCGCUGCAACCAGCUCCAUAUGUGUUCCCCCAGAAUGGCAGCACUUUACAGCCUCGUCCUCAGUCAUUCCAGGCUCCGGAUCAAUCCCAAACUGCUGAAAUGUUCUCUGCCUCUCAGAGCACAGACAUGUACCCCCAGCCAAGGAUGCUGCCUCCUGGUAUCUCCAUAAACCAACAGGUCACUUCUUCCACAGAGCAUCAGGCAUCAACAGAUACGACCGUUACUCAAACUACUCAUGAUGGCGCAGUCCUACAAAACCCCCAACUCGGGUCUCCAAUUUUGCCACCGUUGAAUUGCCCCCCAUUGUGCCUUCCUGAACUUCCUAAUUGCUGCCUAAAAAUUGCUUUUCAUCAACAUCUCCAUCAUAUUGUUCCUGUUGGACUUGGUAGCAACAACGCGCCUUUAUUUUACCUUGGACAAGCUUUUCUCCCUUCUUCAGCACUUUCUGGAGAUGGUUCGGGUCAUGCCCUUACUCCUGAAAAAACAACCGCAAAAUCCAAAAUAAUCCAGUUGACCACAACCUCCCCGCCUGCAUUCGUUUCUCCCGAGCCUCUUCCUCCAGUCAAUGAAGGGCAGACAUAUCUUCAACCACAAGAUGGCAGCCCGGUUACAGCUCAGAAUGGUAAUCCCAGCAAGGCUGCAAAUCUGAAUGAACCAAUUUCUUCACCACACCUCCAAUGGCCACAUUUCCCACAAAGUGAAGCUCUGCAUCCGUUAGCACAUUAUAAUGCUCCCUUUAGGACAGAGAAUCAAAACAGCCAUUUAUCAGCUGGAAACACAGAUGAUUCCUCGAGGCCUAACUUCAUGCCUUUUAUUGGUCAAUAUUCACAGGAGCAACAAAAUAAGCUUCCAGUCACUGAACGCUCAUUUGACAAAAAACACACGAAGCACAAAGGCUUGACGCACGACGGAAGGAGUCGAGAGCUUCAUCGGUGGAACAAAGAUGAAAAGCAAAGAUGA
Molecule: messenger RNA, 1251 nt
Organism: Salarias fasciatus (jewelled blenny)
Lineage: Eukaryota; Metazoa; Chordata; Actinopteri; Blenniiformes; Blenniidae
Exons: 5
Coding region: 1-1251 (416 amino acids)
Source: RefSeq, a predicted model, not a curated record